CUCUCUCUCGCGCGCGCGCGCGCAGGCAGAUGCAGAUGGAUAGGGUUUAAUGCAGAGGUGCAUUAGGGAUGCGUGGUCAGAGCAGAGGGGAGGAGGCGUUCUGCACUCACGCAUUGUCAUGCAAACAGAGACCACCGCCUCGCCAUUGUCUCGCGGGCAGCAACUUUAUUAUAAACACACCACGAGCCGCCCGGGCGCAGCACAGCACCGGCACCGAGCGACACGCACCCCGCAGGACGCACUCUGGAUACUGCGUGCACGACACAACAGCAGCUCGCCGAAGAUCGUUGUUAUAAAAGAAUAUACCGCUGGAUCUGAGAGGAGAGACGCGCGAGAGCCUUCUUUCGUUCACCGAAACUCUUACUGCGCGUGAUAGGAACCCGGAGCACCUGGCGUCUCCAUCCGUCCUCCACAUGUACAAAAUGGAUUACUCGUAUCUGAACACUUAUGACUCGUGUAUGGCGGCCAUGGAGGCGUCGGCGUACGCGGACUUUAACUCGUGCAGUCAGACCAACACGUUUCAGUACAACCCCAUCCGGACCGGCUUCGGCUCGAACCCGGGAUGCGCGCCGCUCACCUCGGCCAGCUGCACUCUGGGCGCGCUGAGGGAACACCAGCCCGCGCCUUAUUCCACAGUUCCAUACAAGUUUUUCUCGGACCCGUCCGGACUGAACGAGAAGCGCAAGCAGCGGCGGAUCCGCACGACCUUCACGAGCGCGCAGCUGAAGGAGCUCGAGCGGGUGUUCGCGGAGACACAUUACCCGGAUAUUUACACCCGAGAGGAGCUCGCGCUCAAGAUCGACCUCACCGAGGCCAGAGUUCAGGUUUGGUUCCAGAACAGAAGGGCCAAGUUUCGCAAGCAAGAACGCGCAGCCAACUCCAAAGGCGGAACCUCUGGAAGCAACUCCAGCAGUAAGAAAUCUGGAGAGAAUCGCUCUUCGUCCGAGGACGAUGAGUCCAAGGAGCCCACGUGCAGCCCGACGCCCGACAGCACCGCGUCUCUCCCCAGUUCUGGAAACAUGGGCAGUCCUGGAGCGAGCAGCCUCAGUCCCAGCCCGGUGUCGGGUUCUUCGGCCGCCUUCGCCAACUCUUCCAUCUCGCCGUCGAUCCACCAGGGUCUCAAGACCUCGCCGUGGCCGAGCAUCGGGUCUGGAGCGGGCGGACUGACCCACGGCGUCCCUCAGACCCCAGACCUGCUGAAAGCCUGGCAGCCGGCAGACAGUAUGGCGGCCGGCCCGUUCGCGGGGGUUCUGUCUUCAUUUCACAGGAAACCAAACACGAUCAAGACCAAUCUCUUCUAGAGACUCUCUCUCUCUCUCUCUCUCUCUCUCUCUCUCGCUCUCUCUCUCUUUGUUUUGUUUAGAGCUGGACUCCUGUUCUAUAAUUUAUUGUCAUGUUCAACUUAUGGGCGCUUCUUUUAUGUGUGUGUGUGUGUGUGUGAGCGCGCGCGCGCGUGUUGAUUCAAUGGUUCAUAACAGGUUUGUGUUCAUCACACCUGUGAUAAUAUCUUCUGUGAUUCUGUCUGUGAUGUUCUCUGUUUCACAUCUUUAACACUGGAAACCAGACGCCUUGCUGAUCACGCGCUUCGGCGAAUCAGCUUUACUCGACUGCUUUUAUUUGCUUCUUCGAUGAGGUUCUAGAUUCAUGUGAGCGGACACUUUUGUCCUUGUUUAGUUCAGAUUGACAACCAGAAAUGGAGCGAUGAUGUUUCGGUCAGCUCGUUUGAUCUCUCAGUCCUGAAGAUAAGAUUCUUGUUCGUCAGAUCUCAUCCAGGACUCAUUCUUCAUCGGUUCUGUCGUCUGUGAGCUGGAACAGGACUGUGUCGUUGAUUCGGUGAAUUUGGAUUGAUGCCGUUCAAACUGUGUGUGUGUGUGUGCGUGUGUGUGACCCCGAAAACAAGCAUAGUCAAGUAAGUCACUUGUAGUUAUUUAUUAAAAGAAAAAAUGUUGGGAUGGUCAGAUGAUUUUUUUAAGCCUUUUAAAAUGAAACGAACAUAUUUUGUAAAUAUUAAUAUAAAUACGCUGUAGUUUCUUUUUUUUAAGGUAACCUGGCACAGUGCACGCCAUGUGUUUCAUGAAUGACUGCUGUAUAUAAUCCACAAAAAUAAAGAGCA
This is a messenger RNA of Triplophysa rosa, 2113 nucleotides long. It is a transcript of the gene phox2a, whose product is annotated as paired like homeobox 2A. Bases 414 to 1301 code for a protein of 295 amino acids. The transcript is spliced from 3 exons. The record is from RefSeq and is a predicted model, not a curated record. Gene Ontology annotation, molecular function: DNA-binding transcription factor activity, RNA polymerase II-specific; RNA polymerase II transcription regulatory region sequence-specific DNA binding. Gene Ontology annotation, biological process: regulation of transcription by RNA polymerase II. NCBI's taxonomy places the organism in Eukaryota, Metazoa, Chordata, Actinopteri, Cypriniformes, Nemacheilidae.